Molecule: messenger RNA, 690 nt
Organism: Penicillium vulpinum
Lineage: Eukaryota; Fungi; Ascomycota; Eurotiomycetes; Eurotiales; Aspergillaceae
Exons: 2
Coding region: 1-690 (229 amino acids)
Source: RefSeq, a predicted model, not a curated record
AUGAUGGAGAGACGAUGCAGAAGCACAGAUGUCCAGGAGCCUUGGCAGCAGCCAUGGGGGUUAUGGAGCCGUCUGGAGAGGAUGUUUGUGCUAUUUCGAUGCCAGCAAGAACCUCCCAUGGCCGAAGGAUAUAAGCGCUCUCUGUGGCAAAUUGCCCAUUGGCUGCCAGGGUACGAGAUUCCAAGGGCUUAUGAUACGAUCACCUGCUUACAAGCAUGGGAACAUCUCCACAGUAGCACUGUCGUGUCUUUCAACGCCGAAAGUUUUCAUACUGACAUUCUGUCAGCAAGGGCAUCAUCCCCAGUCACUGCCUAUCUGUUGCGAGAACAGUCACCGGCUAUACCAGAUACUUUCACACAUGUUCUCAUCGUUGUUAUCGUUGAGCAAGAGCCCUCAAAUGAUCUCUCGCGACCGGUGGUGCUCACUAUUGCGGCGGUCAUGGUUACGCGACUCGAAGGGGAGGAAUCUCCCGAGUGUUGCACUAUUCCAGUACUAGCCAUGACCGUAUUUGAACAAAUGAAGUUUCGAUUCCUUGACGCGUUCUAUAGCCAACGAGGCCUGGUGAUCAGAAAAACCGAGCUCUUUGAUUUUUCGACUAAUGAGCAGACGACCAAGAACAUGAGUACUGUUCUUGGUAUCAUGGCCUCUCGCCAAGUUGGAGAUCCCACGGACCUCACAACUAUUUGCUAG